CUGUAGAUAUUGCACAAUUUAUUAUUAUAAAACCUCCUCCUCCUGCGCAAUGGUGAUAAACAUUUUUAGCUGAAUUACAACGGUAUAAUCAUGAUGACGGAUAAAUCCGUACACCGGUAGAUCUUAUCUACACAUUGUGUUCCACCAAUGGAUACAUUCUGAACUAUGCAAUGUAGCAAUGAACACAUAUUAGCUCAUCAGUGUAACACGACAGUUGCGUCUCAGUUUAAUAAUAUCAAUAAGCGUGUCAGUAGUGCGAACGAUGACGGACGAAAAAGAUAAUGUUCCCGAUUACGUUCAACGUGUUUUGAAAACUGUGGCCCAAAAAACGAACAUCAAUGACUACAAGGUAAAAGUGAACGAGGGCAAUAAAAAGGGUGAAGGAUUUUUGGGACAGCUGAUGUUCAUCGAGAUCAGCGACAAUGAGUCCGAAAAGGUAGUCAACGUUGUCGUGAAAAAGGCAUUUUCCGAUGAGAAAAUCAGAGAGUUGGCGCCGAUUAGAAUCAGUUUUUUGAAUGAAGUGUACUUUUACGAACACAUACUACCGACAUUUCAAAAACUCGAGGAGGAAUAUAAAAUCAAAGUGCGAUUUGACCGUGUUCCGAAAUGUUUUAUGUCGUGCACCGAGGAGGCCCAGGAAUUGUUGGUGUUGGAAAACUUAAAAUCGUUGGGUUACGACGUGUUCGAUAAGAAGAAGGUCUUCACCAGGGAACACGUAAAUUUAAUAUUUAAGACCUACGGACACUACCACGCAUUAUCGUUUGCAUUAAAGAAAAAAUACCCGGAGAAGUUCAUGGAAAUUUCAAGUAAUUGUGAGGAUGUAUUCAAUCAGUUUAGCACAAGGCCACACUUUAAACAGUCCAUACAGGAAGCUAUUGGUAAAAUAGCAGAGUUGUUCGUUCCUGGAAAAGAAGACAAGUAUAUUGAAUCCUUUAAAAAAUACGUUGAAGGAGGAGCCGACAUAUUUUUGGAAAGUGUGAAUUACCGUGGAGACAAUACAGUUAUAUUUCAUGGCGAUUGUUGGAGUAAUAAUAUGAUGUUCAAAUAUGAUGAUGGUAAUGCUCUAUCCGACAUCAAAGUUAUAGACUGGCAACUGGUAAGAGCCGGAGCACCAAGCCACGACCUCACCUACUGCCUCUAUUCCGGAGCUACCAAGGAAAUCUUCGAUCAUUUAGAUGAUCUCUUGAAUAUCUACCAUCAGAGUCUCUCAGCGAAACUGGCGGAAUUCGGUGAAUCCUCCGACGAACUAUAUCCAAUGGAGGCCUUAAAAAAGGACUGGCAACACUCGGCUAAAUUUAGCAUGAUUUUCUCGUUCCUCAUAUGUAGAAUGAAGCUGACCGUUCAAGAGGACAUAAUUGAUCUUACAGAUGAUAUUGAUUUAACUGAAGACAAUCGGUUCUUCAAAACCAGGGUUGCCGAUUCCUAUAACCAAAGAAUGAAGGAUUUAGUCGCACAUAUUUAUGAAAUAGGUGCACUAUAAAUAUUAAUAAAGUGGGUUUAUGUUUUUAAAAGUAUUAAAGGAGAGGAGGAGGCAUUUUGAAAAAUAAAAAUAUAAAGAUAAUUUAGUGUAGAAAAUAAAUAUUUUUUGUAACUCACAACCUGUAUAUAAUGUUAGAAUCUUCUUUACGGAGAUAAUUUAUGAGCAACACUAGGUAGAUUAUAAUAAAAAAGUUUGUUUUAAAACAUUGUAAAACUCGGUUUUAUAAUGUUACACCUUAAGAGUGAUACUUCAAUUAAAUAAUAUUUUAUCAGUAA
Molecule: messenger RNA, 1755 nt
Organism: Aethina tumida (small hive beetle)
Lineage: Eukaryota; Metazoa; Arthropoda; Insecta; Coleoptera; Nitidulidae
Exons: 2
Coding region: 263-1480 (405 amino acids)
Source: RefSeq, a predicted model, not a curated record